This is a messenger RNA of Aphanomyces astaci, 1457 nucleotides long. RefSeq lists its product as hypothetical. Bases 51 to 1376 code for a protein of 441 amino acids. The record is from RefSeq and is a predicted model, not a curated record. NCBI's taxonomy places the organism in Eukaryota, Oomycota, Saprolegniomycetes, Saprolegniales, Verrucalvaceae. The transcript has a single exon.
GUAAUAAAAUACUACGGAGUAUAAUGUUUGCGUAAACGCUUCCGUCAACAAUGAUCUAUCUACAUUUGGGAUUUGUCAGCGACAAUGCCAUUCCAGAAUUCGUGGGUUGGGGUACGAUGUCACCAAAGGACACGUCCAGGAGAAGCGGGAGGUGGACUGCCUCCGCCACCGCUGCGAUAGGCAUCGUCGGUGCCGCCAUCUAUCUCGGUGUGGAGCCUGCUCCGUAUGCUGCCACGACAUCCGAGUACUUUCCCGCACAUGCGCCCGCCACCGCUACGGCGCCAGCGGCCUUAUGGAGCGGCGCCACAUCCUCGUACACACUUGGGCGAUGGACUGAACCCAUUACCGACGUCCGCUUCCACUUCGAGCAUCCACGUCCGUCCUCCACGUCGAUUGCCGACGCGAUCAUCGUGUACGGCCGAGCGUUGCCGGCACGAAUUCAAACGAAGAAGUGGCAUUACACCAGCAUCAACACCCGCGACCACUUCAUUGCGAUCGCCGUCGUGUCGUUGCAGUACCUGUCGCCCAUGUUUGUGUACGUGGUGGACAAGGCCACGAUGGAGAAGUGGGAAUAUGGCGCGAUGCUUCCGGGGUCGUACGGAGUUGAAUUUGCCGCGAGUUCCGUGGAUCCAGCCACUUGCACGUCGGUCGCGUCUGUGAACCUCCGCAUGUGUUUCCAGGACAAUGCAUGGCGCAUGUCUGCGACGUCCAUUCCAUUGACUUCAUCCGAGGAUCGCUCGUCGGUCCGUCCUUUCUCGUUCGAGUUGACCAUGCUGCCAGGAGAACCAUUGAUUCUGUCGUUUCCCCUCGCCAACGAUAUCAUGCGACCUUCAUACGUGCACAAAGGCGCGGGAUAUGCAGUGCAUGGAACGUACUCGUUCGGGUCCGUGGACACCACCAUCGCGACGGCAGUUCCCGCGCUGGGGACGAUCGACUGGACCAAGAGCCUUGCGCUCCAUCGCACUGAAUGGAACUGGGUGUCGUCGACGUUUGUCGCGGACGACGGGACGGCCGUGGGCAUCAACUUGAGUCGCCGCGUGUACGACGUGGACGGCGCAUCCCAAGAGAAUGCGAUUUGGCUCGACGGGAUCGUGUGUGUCCUAGGCGCAGUCACGUUCGACGUGCCAGAGGAUGGAAUGACCCAAGCAUGGAGGAUUCGGUCCGUCGACGGAGUCGGUGCGGUGAACCUCACGUUCGUGCCAGGCGGCGCCAGGCAGGAACGCCUGAAUGUGCUGAACGUCCUUCGCAGCGACUUCGUCCAGCCGUACGGACGUUUCACAGGCAAGAUCUCAUGCACCGGAUCCGAUCGCAUCUCGCGAACCGUCGACAUGCACGAUGCAUUUGGGGUCGUGGAAGAUCAUUUCGCGCUCUGGUGAGACAUCAUACAACUCCGGAGUAGCCCAGUGCAAUGCAGGAUUAUUAACCCUCUGGGCAAUACUAUUAAUAUAAUAGUACUA